AUGGCGACGUCUCUGCUACUCUCCUGCGGCCGUACUAACUUGCUCAAGUUCUUACAGACUUUUAAGUUGCAAGCAUGGGGGCUUCGAAGUGUACCUCCUGCUGUUUCUCUCUGCACCAAACCAGGGGAUGAUAAGAAAGUCUCCAAAAAAAAUAAAGGUGAGAUCAUAAUUAACACUAAACCUGAUGCUGCUGUAAAAUUAAAAGAUGAAGAUCUGAGGAAAUACUUGGCUAAGAAAACUGUGGUAAAAUUUCCUCAGAGAGCAAAGCUUCCUUCUCUUGCGGGACAGUCUGUUGUUUCCUCAACAGCAGGCUUGGGGAAGAAGAAGGGAGAUGAAGAGACAUCCUCUUCUUCAAGCUCUGAGUCAGAUUCUAGCUCUGAUUCUGAUGAGGAAGAUUCUGCCUUCAAAGAUACCAUAAAAACCAAUGUAUCAUUUCCAAGUCGAGAUCCCCCCUCUUCUGGUGACAGAAUGAAGAAAGCAAAGAAAACAAGUGAAAAACACUUUCCCCGAGAGCAGGUCAAAGGCAAAGCACCUGAGAAGCUCCCUUAUAGUCCGGGAUUCACAGAAAGCCCCGUGAAACAAAAGGAGGUGCAUCAGACAACAGCCGGUGACAAAUUGUUAUGGUCAGAUUUGUCAAAGUCUGCCACAAACCGAAGACAUGAAGAAGCUCAUUUAAAGAGCACAGACGUUGGAACAAAAGUUGCAGAGAGUCAGAGGCCAACAGACAUAGCUAAGCAGCUGGAGGAAUCUCUCCCUGAAGCAUCUCCCCCUGGAGCAACUUCAAGUAUAUUGUCUAGAACUCAGUCAGUGCCUCAUCAAAAUGCAGCUCAAAACCUGACUUUGCCAAGACAGGGGGAAAGUGUGGCAAUGGAGGCACAAAAGACUGACAUGCAGGGAAGAACUGCUGCUGUGCCACAAGGAGAGGUUUUGGAUGGCCGAAUGCUGGCGGCAGAAACCACAGUGAAGGAGGAGAUUGCCCUGGAAGCAGGAGUUCAGACUGAACAACAAAGCACUAUAGAGGAGGCCGAGCCGCCAGUUGAAACUGCUCCAGAAACAUUUGACAUGUCUACCUACAAGAAUCUGCAGCACCAUGAUUAUACACCAUACACCUUUGUGGAUUAUGACGUUCAGCUUGCAAAAUUCAGGCUGCCUCAGCCAUCAUCUGGGAGAGUAUCUCCACGACACUGAAUCAAAUGUGGAAACGCACAAACAAAUUAAUUCCGACAGUGAAGGAAUAUCCAUGCUACAAUUAAAGUGCUCCAAAUGA
This is a messenger RNA of Lacerta agilis (Sand lizard), 1267 nucleotides long. It is a transcript of the gene NDUFV3, whose product is annotated as NADH:ubiquinone oxidoreductase subunit V3. The record is from RefSeq and is a predicted model, not a curated record. The coding region runs from base 1 to 1188 and encodes 395 amino acids. NCBI's taxonomy places the organism in Eukaryota, Metazoa, Chordata, Lepidosauria, Squamata, Lacertidae. Gene Ontology annotation, biological process: mitochondrial ATP synthesis coupled electron transport. Gene Ontology annotation, cellular component: mitochondrion. The transcript is spliced from 4 exons.